Messenger RNA from Anoplopoma fimbria (sablefish), 1239 nucleotides. RefSeq lists its product as uncharacterized. The transcript has 7 exons. The record is from RefSeq and is a predicted model, not a curated record. NCBI's taxonomy places the organism in Eukaryota, Metazoa, Chordata, Actinopteri, Perciformes, Anoplopomatidae. The coding region runs from base 74 to 1063 and encodes 329 amino acids.
UGUUGACUGACUGACUGUACAGUGCUGGCUGUCUAUUUCCUGGUGGCUGUACACUUCAGAUUAUUACGGGAGAAUGAAUAAAACCUUCAUAUCUAAACAAUAUGGAGGACGCUCAAACCUCAGAAGACUUCUGUUGCUGCUGUUUCUGGCAGGCCUUCAGCCAGUACUGUCCACAGAUGGAGAGAAACCUGAACUAUAUGAAGACGAGGAGAAUGGAGAGAAAAUCAAAUGCUCAAUAGUCGGUCCGGACUACGUGACUGUGGGUGUGCCGAGCAGCGUUGAAUGUGACGCCGACUGCCCAAAAUGUACCUUUUCUAUGUCUUUGGAUGGACAGAAAGCCCAGGGUCAGGGAAGCGUGUUAGCCUUCACUGUUGACAGCUGGGCGAAGGCCCUAACAGUGACAUGUACAGUUACAAGUGACGAUACAGGGCUGACUGCCACGACAACAAAGCAACUGCAAGUGUUGGCCGGACCUGCCAAUGUUUCCAUCACAGGCACCGAUUUGAUGCAACCAUCUGUGAGCCACACAUACAGCUGCCACGCCUACUGUCGACCAUCUUGCACCUACGCCUGGAGGACGGAUAAAGACCCAUGGAUGAGUGGUCAGGGGAAUGUUAUUUCUAUCACUCCUCAGGAGAUGGACAACUCCAAAACUGUCAUCUGCAAAGCCUCCAACAAUGUGUCUGGGCUGUUUGUCGUCGCUACUCGAUUCAUAGCUGUGAUGUCUGGUCCUUCAAAGGUUCAGAUCAAUGGCCCCGACGUGAUAGAAAUUGCAGAAACAUAUAAGUUUGUGUGCACCUCUGAAUGUCUGCCCUCUUGUCGCUACGUGUCAUCUGUGAACAGUCAGACUGUGAGGGGCAACGUGAUCGAGAUGACAGUGGAUCAUCCGCUAAAAUCGGUCACUCUCAAGUGUGAGGCUCAGAACACUGCUUCAAAGAAGACUGCCACAACCAUAAAGACAGUACAAAUAACACGGUCAGAUCGGAACCUGUCCACUCGACCUGAAGAGGCCUCGGCUGUGCUGCUGCUGGCCUUCAUCAUUUCUGCUGCCUUCACACUGUGACAGAUCUUGAAGGAGGGUUUUUGAUCUCUGGAGAAUUAUUGACUCAUGGACCGCUAAUUUCAUGCUGCAUUCUUCUCUAUUGGUGUCGCAGGCUGACAGGUGGCCGAACCCUGUUUGCACUUUCUAGUGAGAGGCGUGGAAAAGCACUUCAAUAUCCAAGCGUGGACAUGUAAUGA